UUCACCAGCUGUUUUGGCUCCCAGUACUGCUGGUGCUGUUUACUUCAGCUUUCCUACGUCUCUGCUAAGCAGCUGGAAGGUUUGCAUUUUUGUGUUACCCACAGGAGCGCAGACAGCAGCAAAACACCACCAGCAGCAGCGGGAGGAGGCAAACAUGUCUGGGAUUGCAGCUAAAUUAGCUAAGGAGAGGGAAACGGCCAGGGGCUUAGGCUCCAACGCAAAGGCGUUUAAGUACCUCAGUCAGGACUUUGAGACGCUGAGGAACGAGUGCCUUCAGGCUGGGAAACUCUUCCAGGAUCCAUCCUUCCCUGCGAUUGCCUCUUCUCUGGGGUACAAAGAACUGGGACCAAACUCAUACAAAACUCAGGGAAUCACGUGGAAGAGACCGACGGAACUCUGUUCUAAUCCCCAGUUUAUUGUUGGAGGUGCCACCCGCACAGAUAUCUGCCAAGGAGCCUUAGGUGACUGCUGGCUGCUGGCAGCCAUUGCGUCUCUCACCCUGAAUGAAGAGAUUCUGGCCAGAGUUGUUCCCAAAGAUCAGAGCUUCCAGGACAAAUAUGCAGGAAUCUUCCACUUCCAGUUCUGGCAGUAUGGGGAGUGGGUGGAUGUUGUUGUUGACGACAAGCUCCCCACCAAAAAUGGAGAGCUGCUCUUCGUUCACUCAGCAGAAGGGAGUGAGUUUUGGAGCGCUCUGCUGGAGAAGGCCUAUGCCAAGGUGAAUGGGUCAUACGAGGCUCUCUCUGGAGGAUCCACCACUGAAGGCUUUGAGGAUUUCACUGGCGGAAUUGCAGAGUGGUAUGAGCUGCAAAAGGCACCACCCAACCUGUUCAAAAUCAUCCAGAAAGCUCUUCUAAAAGGCUCCCUCCUCGGAUGCUCUAUUGAUAUCACAAGCGCAGCUGAGACCGAGGCAGUCACUUCUCAGAAGCUGGUCAAAGGCCACGCAUACUCCGUUACAGGAGCUGAAGAGGUGAAUUGCCGAGGAAGCAUGCAAAAGCUGAUCAGAAUCCGAAAUCCCUGGGGGGAAGUGGAGUGGACUGGAAAAUGGAAUGAUAACUGCUCAAACUGGAACAGCGUCGCGCCUGAAGUGAGAGAGCGAUUGACUAGGAGACAUGAAGAUGGAGAAUUUUGGAUGUCAUUCAGUGAUUUCCUGAGACAUUACUCCCGCCUUGAGAUCUGCAACCUGACUCCAGACACGCUGGCAAAUGAAAAAUACAAGAAGUGGAGCCUGACCAAGCUAGAUGGGAACUGGAGGCGUGGCUCCACUGCUGGGGGUUGCAGGAAUUACCCAAAUACUUUCUGGAUGAAUCCGCAGUAUUUGAUUAAGCUGGAGGAAGAAGAUGAGGAUCCUGAUGAUCCUGAGAAGGGCUGCACCUUCUUGGUUGGCCUGAUUCAAAAGCACCGCAGGAGGCAGCGGAAGAUGGGGGAGGAUAUGCACACCAUUGGCUUUGGGAUCUAUGAGCUGCCCUCGCAGUUUUCUGGCCAGACAAACGUUCAUCUGAGCAAAAACUUCUUCCUGACAAACAGAGCCAGAGAAAAAUCAAACACCUUCAUCAACCUCCGAGAGGUACUAAACCGAUUCAAACUGCCUCCAGGAGAAUAUGUCAUUGUGCCAUCCACUUUUGAACCCAACAAGGAUGGGGAUUUCUGCCUCCGAGUCUUCUCUGAAAAGAAUGCAGAUUCACAGAUUGUAGAUGAUGAAAUUGAGGCCAAUAUCGAAGAGAAUGACAUCAGUGAAGAUAACAUUGAACCCAGUUUCAGAAAACUUUUUGCGCAGCUAGCUGGAGUGGAUGCAGAGAUCUCUGCUUUUGAAUUAUGUAAUAUCCUGAGAAAAAUCAUGGCUAAACGCCAAGAUAUCAAAUCAGAUGGCUUCAGUAUUGAGACGUGUAAAAUAAUGGUCGAUCUGUUAGAUUCAGAUGGAAGCGGUAAACUGGGACUGAAGGAGUUCUACAUACUCUGGACAAAGAUACAGAAAUAUCAAAAAAUCUAUAGGGAAAUAGAUGUCGAUCGCUCUGGUACCAUGAACUCCUACGAGAUGCGGAGAGCAUUAGAAGAAGCAGGGUUCAAGCUGACUUGCCAGCUGCACCAAGUCAUUGUGGCUCGUUUUGCAGAUGAGCAGCUCAUCAUUGACUUUGAUAAUUUUGUCAGGUGCUUGAUUCGGCUGGAAACUUUGUUCAAAAUAUUUAAGAAACUGGAUGUUGAGAAAAGUGGAACAGUGGAGAUGAACCUUAACACUUGGUUGUGUUUUACUAGUAUUUGAUGCAAUAGCAGACCUCAGCUGAAGACAUCUCAUGGAAUCAAGAUAAUGCAAAGAUGUUCAUACAACUUGCAAUAACACCCUAACCCUACUGUAUUCCAACAUCAACCUGUUCCUUAUGUUUAUAAAUGGAGAUGUUUAAACUAGUAUAGGAGAGAAUGGGCAGAAUAUUUUGAAGUAUCUGAAAGACCAAAACUCCAACAAUACAAAAGCUUGCAGUCUCAUUAUCUAUAUAGACUGCAUAUAUAACUACUUUUAUAAGUCCAGUGUGAAAGCUCUAAUUUUGUAUAUAAUUCUUCAGUUUUAUUUUUGACAUCUUUGCUUAAUUGAUCCGUUUUAAUCAAAAAGAUAUUUAAAGUGCAGUUAAAUGUAACUUCUGAGGAAGAGCAAUUUUCACUGUAAAUUAGAAGGAAGUUUAAAGUGAAGUUUGUUGGCAUUUUUAAGCUGCUUGGGAGUAGUAGCCAUCUUAUUCAAAAGAGAGAGAGAAGUGGGAAGUCUGAAUAGAGAAGGCAGAAGGGGUCCACUGCUGCCCUUCAGUUUUUCACCUAUUAGAAGUACUCUUCCUUUUGAAAUUAGAGCAAUAGUUCCUUUUAAAUAGGCAACACACUGAAUAAGCUUCCUAUUGCAAUCUUGCUACCUCUUCAAUGCAUUGGUAAUCCUGUUUCAGACAUGCAAACCAUAGCAUUCUUUGGGUUAUCUGUAUUUUGAAGGACUGGAUUAAGUACACCUCUACCUCGAUACAACGCUGUCCUCGGGAGACAAAAGAUCUUACUGCAUUAUAGGUGAAACCACGUUAUAUCGAACUUGCUUUGAUCCACCUGAGUGCACAGCCCCGCCCCCCUGGAAUACUGCUUUACUGCAUUAUAUCCGGUCACAUUAUAUCGAGGUAGAGGUGUAAUUCUAUGCCAGUUUGACCAGCGGAAAACCAUACACCUAAGAGGACAGUGUCUUAUUAGUCUGAUAUUUGAUCCCCAUGCAAGAAGAUUGCUACCAGUGAGAUCUGUGUCAGCAGCCAGAGACUUCAAGAGGAAACAAAUGCUGCCAUGUAUGAUAGAAAUGUCACUGGUUGUGAAUUAUAAAAAUAAUAAAACGCCUUAAACCUUACAAAAUGAAUGUAAUGUAUUGAAUGUAACAUUAUGUCUAUUGUUGCCUUCACUUCUCCCAACUACUUAUUUAAAUAAAGACAGUUAGGGCCUGGUCCAGCUGGAAGGUGUUUCUUUGUAAUGGGGAUCAGUUGGGUGCAUAAAGCCCUGAUUGUCAACAGAAUAAUAUUGGGGGGGGGGGGGAGAGGGGAGAAAGGAAAAGCUUAGGUUCAUUGCAACACAUGUUCUAUAUGUUGUGUAUUUGUUGCAUAAUUGUAUGUUACAUGUUCUUUAAAGUCUGCUGCAGAAAGCAAUGAUGAUAAUUGAGAGACAGGAAAGGCUUCUAUAAAAAUCAGAGAAAUAUUACACUGCAUACUGAAGGCAUGCAAUUACCAGGUAUCCAAUACAUAUACAUGGCCCCCUAUUAAGAGCAUAAGCAUGAGAUUAUGAACAUUAACAGACUUCAGUAUCAUGACCAAGUCACAUUUACUCUCAUCUAAACUUGCUGAGGAAUUAGGUGGUGGUAGAGUCUUUGCUUGCUCCAAUGCUGUGCAUGGCUUUCCUAUUGAAAGCCCACAUGAGUUGGUAUGUCUUUUCAGUUGGGCAAUGGCAGUCCUAUUUAUUUGGCAAGGGUCUGACAGCAGCAAUCCAUGCCCAGCAGGUUUGAUGUUCUUGCCUACCAAGGAUUCCAGCAGGGCUUCCUCUGUUGCUUACAUCUUUUGUUCAGCAUCCAACCACCUGUCUGCUCACUGGUUUGAGCAAUUAAGCUCAUUGCUCAAACUAGGUAAAUGAUUAUUAAACAUCAUUGCCAAUCUACAUUGGUCUUAGAGGUGACAAGCACUUUUGCCCACUGCCAAUCCCCUGAGCUAUACAGCUCCACAUGCUCAUGUCAGUCUGACAAACCAUUUCACCAGAUCUAGUGAGAGAUCACACAUUCACAAAGCCAUUUACAGAACAAUUCCCAAACCCUGAGCCAGAGUAGAAAAAUCAGUGUAGUCAGGGAUUUUUUUCAGUUUGUAUUUGUAGAUUGUAGUGAUUGUCCAUGCAGUUCAUGGCCUCACAUAGACUCCUUUCCUGCAAGGGAAGCUUAUUGAGUCUCAAGUUUUAUUGACAUGUCUUUAACAAAGCUAUGACUAGUACAGUAAUAUAGAUUAUCCUGGUGGAAAAGACUAGUUAGAAAUAAUUCUUCUGCUAUAAAUCUUUCCAUUUAAAAUAUAUCUGUAUAGAGAAAUUCCAUUAACUUAAGCAGAUCUAAUAGUCACUUAUAACCUUCAUGUUACUCCUAAAACUAAUAAUGGAUAUGGCUUGCAUAGCAGGUUAGAUGAAAGUUAUAAAUCAAAGAAUGUUUUCCACACUGAUAUUGUAAUAGUUGAAUACUGGCAUAUUCUAGGAUGGUCUGGUGU
Gopherus flavomarginatus (Mexican gopher tortoise) is the source of this 4739-nucleotide messenger RNA. Its product is annotated as calpain-2 catalytic subunit. The record is from RefSeq and is a predicted model, not a curated record. The transcript has 21 exons. Gene Ontology annotation, biological process: proteolysis. Bases 155 to 2257 code for a protein of 700 amino acids. Gene Ontology annotation, molecular function: calcium ion binding; calcium-dependent cysteine-type endopeptidase activity. Lineage: Eukaryota; Metazoa; Chordata; Testudines; Testudinidae. Gene Ontology annotation, cellular component: cytoplasm.